Molecule: messenger RNA, 1236 nt
Organism: Sturnus vulgaris (Common starling)
Lineage: Eukaryota; Metazoa; Chordata; Aves; Passeriformes; Sturnidae
Gene: MAEL
Product: maelstrom spermatogenic transposon silencer
Biological process (GO): piRNA processing; negative regulation of DNA-templated transcription; spermatogenesis
Cellular component (GO): nucleus; P granule
Molecular function (GO): sequence-specific DNA binding
Source: RefSeq, a predicted model, not a curated record
AUGGCUGUGCGCGGCGGCUGCCGCAGCGCCUUUUCGUGCUUCGUGCACGACCAGCUGCCCGAGCUGGAGCGGCGCGGGCUGCCCGUGGCCCACAUGGCGGACGCCGUCCCCUACUGCUCCCAGGCAUGGCAGUCCCUGACAGAGGAAGAGAAGACAGUGUAUGCAGAGAAGGCUCGUAAAUGGAAUAGCAAGAAGCGCUCUCAGGAGACAGUGAAGCAGACUUUUAAUGUGCCUGAUGCAGUUCCUGCUCCUCUGACCACAAAGGUGCCCAGUGUUACUCCUCUGCCAGAUGCCUCUGCUCUGUCUUGGAGGAAUGAUCAGGCUAUGGUUGCAGACAUCUUCUACUUUCUGGACAUUUACAGCUAUGGGAAGCUGCCACCCCAGUGCGAGCAGCGCUUCCUUCCCUGUGAGAUUGGGUGUGUCAGAUACUCCCUCCAAGAUGGCAUCGUGGCUGAUUUCCACCACUUCAUAGAUCCAGAAGUACCACCACGUGGUUUUCGGUACCACUGCCAGGCUGCUGGUGAUGAAACACAUAAGAUCCCUAUAUCUGGAUUUCACCUUCCUCGUUCUUGUUAUGCAGUUGUCCUACAGGAACUCCUUGAGUUUGCCCAGCCAGCCAGAGGUGCUCAGCCUCGCUUCUUCUGCAGGUCUAAUGACAGAUUCCGAAUUAACUGGUGUCUUGGUCGAAUGGCCAGCAUAACAGGCAUUGAGAGCCACUGGGAGCUUUUUGCUAUAGAAGACCUGAUAAUGAAACUGUACCAGAAGAAAUACCAAAAGGAGCCAUCCAAGAUCUGGGUGUAUAGAAAACUGGAUGUCUGUCUGUGGGAUUUCUCCAGUAAUACCAGGUGCAAGUGGCAUGAGGAGAAUGAUAUAAUCUGCUGUGCUCUGGCAUCCUGUAAGAAAAUGGGUUACUGCAUCAGUAAAUCCUUUGCUAGUGUGUAUGGAGUCCCACUAACAGCAGCUCACCUCCCUCUGCAAGACUCUGGUUGUCAUCAAAGCACAAAUACCAGGAUUGUGAAACUGGAUGCUGGACAUAUCCAGAAAAUGAAACCAGAGAGUUCUGGAUGUGACAAACCUUUAGGUUCUCCCAGACAAGAUCAAGAGUUUUUCCCUUCUAAUAGUGGUUCUCCAUGUGGUGUGAAGACCUUCCCUUAUGGAACAAGUGUUGUCCAAGGAAGAGGAGUUAUUCGAUUGCUGAGAAGUGCAACUGGUCUAUCCAAGUCUUUCAGUCAUUGA